GUAAAUAUCAUACACGUAAAUGAAACAAAUAAUAAUAAUAAAAAAAUAAACAAUGGGUUCAAUUUCGUUAAGUGAAUAAAAUUUCGAAAUUUUUAUUUAGUCGCUCACCCCUAUAACCAGCGAAUGGUUCGGUCCAGGAACAAGGAAGCUUCAGCUUAACAUGAGGCGUUUAGGGAAAUGAAUCUGCGGCUGUGAAUGUGAAAUUCUGCGCAGCAUCCUCAGGCUCGAAAGUUGUGAUUUGUCCGAAAUCCACUCAGUCCGUUUUACGUUUACCUCAUGCAGUUCAUCAAACCUCUUGUAGCCCUUAUGGUUUGCUGAAUGAAUAAACCAGCGGAAGCUGUUAUUCCGGACAAAACCAUUUUUUUGGGGUAUUGUUUUGCACUUUAACCUAGUAAAGCACCUGCCAUGUGGAAAUUUGACAUCUUGAGUCUCAUUGGCAUCUUCAUCCUAGCACUUUUUCUAAUAGCAGUAUGUUAUAUUUUAUACUCUGGACUGACCACUGAAAUCCACAUAAGGACAGGGUUGUCCCCAAUCAGGGGCAUCACAAUAGCCUACAAAUAUAAAGUGGGAUCUUAUAAGGACUGCGGAUCACUGUUUAAAGAGAGCUGCAGUAUUGGGCCUAAUCUGUCACCCAUUGGGAUCUUCUAUGAUGAUCCAAAGAAGGUCCCAAGACAGAAGUGCCGGUACGCGGUGGGCAGUAUUUUGAGCGAAGGUGAUGAGAGACCCAGUGAGGAACAACAGAAACUGUAUGAGAAGCACGGCUUCCAGGUUUUCUCUUUCCCAGAAGUCACACAUGUCGUCACGGCAGCUUUCCCUCACCGAACACCACUUUCCGUUUUCCUGGGAGUGCAAAGAGUCUAUCCACAACUGAACUAUUACAUCAAGGUAAGGAAGUUGUGUGCACAUCCAUUUCUAGAGAUUUACAGAGGGGGAUUGAUCCACUAUAUGAGUCCGUUGGCCCGACAAGGAGAUUUCUAUGUUCCUGAGGUCAGAGAGCCUCAGAGAUGGUUACUGGAAAAAGAUUCAGAAGAAGAUAGAAGGACAGACAUCACAGGUGCCGACUCCCACAGCGAGCGCAGCUCCACGAGCCGUCUGCCUCCUGAAAGUCGAGACGCCUCACCUGCUCCGUCCAGCACGCCGUCUAGCUCGCAGGGAGAUGGAGACAGACACCGGGAGUAUGAUCGAGACCACGCAGAGAGGAGCGACGACACCUCCAGCAUCUCCUCCUACGAGGAGCUGGACCUUGAGUCAGACAGGACGGUGAGGUGUGAUCACACCCCUCCGCUCCUCAGAGGAGACAGCAAAAACAACCUGCAGGGUCAGGACAGAGAAAUGAUGGUUGAGGAAGAGUGAUAGGGAUGCAUAAAGGGAAUUUGGGGGAAAUUAAUUAUAGGCUUUAAAGGAAUAGUGCACCCAGAAUUGUUACAUUUGGGUUAGCUUUUCUUUUAAAGGUGCUGCUUUUGACAAAUUGACACAAUUCAAGCUGUAAAGAUAACACUGCUGCGUAUCCUGAAGGGUAUUAACAGGUAUAUAAUUGUGCCUGUAAAAAUAAUAAAAAAAAAACAAGUCAGGUAACCUGGAUUUCUUGAAAAACAUUCUCAUUUGUAGAGCUCCCUCAUUAGUAUUGCAUUGGUAAAUAUGUUUGUUUGUUUGUUUGUAACUAAUUGAAAUAAUGAUUGAAGUUAAACUAGCAUCCUUUUAUAAUUUAAUGUGUUUGCAAAUGUACCGUAAUGUUCAUCUUACAGUUAUUUACCCGUAAGACCAAUGUGUUAUUUUCUUUGCGCACAUUCAGUCUUCAUCCUUCAAUAAUCACUAAUGUGCACCCAACGAAACUCCAGAAAUUGAAGAUUUAUGUGACUUGAAUAGUAAUUCAUCAACACCAUAUGUUCCUAGACAAACGAAAUCUAUAUUUGCACCAUGCAGAAUCUGACAUUGCCGUGGGAGAAGUUAGCAGAUUUCCAACACUUGUUGUUGUUGUUGUUUGUUUUUUAUUGUUUGCAUUUGAAGUGUUUAGAGGGAUGCAUAACGCGAUUAAUCGCGAUUAAUCUAUAACAGAAUACAAGUUUUUAUUUACAUCAUAUAUGUGUGUAAACGGUGUUUUUUUUUCUUAAAUUAUACAUGCAUGUGUGCAUAUUUAUAUAUACAUAAUUAUUAUACACAGUUCACACACACAUAUAUGAUGUAAACAAAAACUUUUAUUCUGCUAUAGAUUAAUCGCGAUUAAUGAAUAGCAGAAUAAAAGUUUUUGUUUACAUCAUAUAUCUGUGUGAACUGUGUAUAAUAACUUUGUAUAGAUAAAUGCACACACAUGCAUGUAUAUAUUUAAGAAAUGUUAGCAUGUGUAUAUACAAUUGUAUAUUUAUGCAUAAUUUAUAUUAUAUAAAAAUAUAAAUACUUAAUAUAUAAUUUUUUUUUAAAUUAUACAUGCAUGUGUGCAUAUUUAUAUAUAUACACAUAAUUAUUAUACACAGUUCACACACAGACAUAUUUUAUUUUGUUAUAGAUUAAUCGCGAUUAAUCGUUAUGCAUCCUUUGUUUAGAGUACAUAACCGUUUUAUGUGCUGUAUAUUUCAAUUCAUUUUUCUCUAUUAAUACAAAUUACACUUGAUGAUCAGUGUAGUAUGUUGCUGUAGUGUUUUCUAUACGUUUAAUGUUGAUACGUUUCCAGUUUGAUAUUAAGAAGCUCCACUGACUAUUUUGACAUGGUAUUUUUCAUUUUUAUAAAGAAGCAACUGCGAGUCUCAGUUGAUGUGCUGACAUUGAUGUUUACCCUUGAAAGAUUUUCUGUUUAUAUUCUUCACACCUGACAGACUUGAUAUCUUUGUGUUUAAAAUGUUUUAAUGAUUUGUUUUACUAGUUGUUGAUCAACUUAAUAAAGUGUUUUAACAGG
Messenger RNA from Misgurnus anguillicaudatus (oriental weatherfish), 2890 nucleotides. NCBI's taxonomy places the organism in Eukaryota, Metazoa, Chordata, Actinopteri, Cypriniformes, Cobitidae. The record is from RefSeq and is a predicted model, not a curated record.